AUCCACCUUCUUCUUCCCCAACACACCUUGCGCUGCAUCGCGUAUAUAAUGGAGGCAAGGGAGGGAGCACUGCCAGCAGGGCAACCGGCAACGCAACACGUACGGCACUUGACUGACAAGAAGCUAGCUAGCUACGAAGAAGGACCGGUCGAGGAUGGCUUCUGCUGCUGCGCUCCCGGAGCGCAAGAAGAAGAGCAAUUUCAUGUACGCCUUCACAUGCGCGGUGUCGGCUUCCAUGGCCACCGUCGUCCUCGGCUAUGACGUCGGGGUGAUGAGCGGGGCGUCGCUGUACAUCAAAGAGGACCUGCGGCUGACGGAUGUGCAGGUGGAGAUCAUGAUGGGGAUCCUCAGCGUCUACGCGCUCAUCGGCUCCUUCGCCGGCGCCAGGACGUCCGACUGGAUCGGCCGCCACUACACCGUCGCCAUCGCCGCCGCCAUCUUCUUCGCCGGCUCCUUGCUCAUGAGCUUCGCCGUCGACUACGCCAUGCUCAUGUUCGGCCGCUUCGGCUGCCGCCACCCAAAGACAAGGUGAAAGCAGUGGAGAUCAACUAGCUUAGCUAGCUAAUGGGGGGUGGUUUCUCUAUCAUGCAAGGGAUAUGGAUUCACCGAUCUACGUACCUUUGCUUUGAGUUUCAUGCUAAAAACUGUCUGGCUUUUGGGGAUGUUAAUUGUGUUUUCUCAUUUUCUGCCAAAAUGUAUCAGAAAGUUUUGUCAUGUAUGACAAAUAAGAGCGCUCGUCCCAAAUUGGA
Hordeum vulgare subsp. vulgare (domesticated barley) is the source of this 749-nucleotide messenger RNA. RefSeq names its product putative polyol transporter 1. Gene Ontology annotation, molecular function: carbohydrate transmembrane transporter activity. Bases 155 to 532 code for a protein of 125 amino acids. Gene Ontology annotation, cellular component: membrane. The transcript is spliced from 2 exons. The record is from RefSeq and is a predicted model, not a curated record. Lineage: Eukaryota; Viridiplantae; Streptophyta; Magnoliopsida; Poales; Poaceae. Gene Ontology annotation, biological process: transmembrane transport.